Cynoglossus semilaevis (tongue sole) is the source of this 947-nucleotide messenger RNA. RefSeq names its product rho-related GTP-binding protein RhoU-like. The record is from RefSeq and is a predicted model, not a curated record. Gene Ontology annotation, biological process: small GTPase-mediated signal transduction. Gene Ontology annotation, molecular function: GTPase activity; GTP binding. The transcript is spliced from 3 exons. The coding region runs from base 286 to 837 and encodes 183 amino acids. NCBI's taxonomy places the organism in Eukaryota, Metazoa, Chordata, Actinopteri, Pleuronectiformes, Cynoglossidae.
AAAUAUAGCAACCAUGACAACGAGUCUAAAAUCUGACCAGAAAAAAAGUAGAGAGAGCGAGAGAGGGAGAGAGAGAGAGAGAGAGAGGAUGUGUCUGGAGUUGACACUGACCCUCUGACGUCACCUUAUCAUUGUAGUAAACAGAUCAGUUAGGGUUGACUUCUUCGCUAGAGUCGGACUUUAUCUACCGUCAAUGACUUGAACUGUCUGUGGGAUUUCAACAACGAAGUCAACGGUGGGACAACAGGGUCAAAACAAAGAUGUAAAAUUGUCCUCGGUGUCCUGAUGCUUCCCGGGGACGAUGGCAGCUCCGCGGCACCGAUGUCUCUCUUUCCGCCGCCUGUUCCACCGAGGAGAAAAGCUCAGAAGCCGCGGGAAAGGGGAUCGAGCACAACCGGGAAAUCCAUGACAGGAGCCGCGGCGGUGGCGGAGGAGAGACGGGUGAAGUGCGUGUUGGUGGGGGACGGAGCUGUGGGGAAAACCAGCCUGGUGGUCAGCUACACCACCAACGGUUACCCCACAGAGUAUGUCCCGACCGCCUACGACAACUUCUCAGUGGUGGUGUCAGUGGAGGGGCUGCUGGUCAAACUACAACUCUGUGAUACAGCUGGGCAGGAGGAGUUCGACCGACUGCGCUCGCUGUGUUUCUCCAGUGUAGAUGUCUUCCUGCUGUGUUUUAGUGUCGUCAGUCCUGUCUCCUUCCAGAAUGUUCCCGAUAAGUGGGUCCCAGAAAUCCGCAGUCGUGCCCCAUUUGCUCCCAUUGUCCUCGUGGGGACUCAGUGUGACCUCCGAGGAGAUGUCAAGGUGAGCGAGUGUUGGACUGUGGUUUUAGACUGAGGUGUUGUUUAAUUUAGGAUGGAGACAUACUAUAAAUACAUCUGCUUGAAAGACGGGUAUUAAUUAGGGAGGUCCGAUAAUAUCGGCUGGCAAAAGUUUUUGGCUGUACU